Molecule: messenger RNA, 543 nt
Organism: Penicillium digitatum Pd1
Lineage: Eukaryota; Fungi; Ascomycota; Eurotiomycetes; Eurotiales; Aspergillaceae
Source: RefSeq, a predicted model, not a curated record
AUGAGGCACUCAAAACGACUACCGUACGGCGCUGUAGCAGUCGAGGAAAAUCACUCAAGUUCAAGGUCAUCCUCAGAAUUUCAAGAUUAUACCACUAUUGAGUUUCCCGAAGUUGACGAGCAGAAGCCCCAACCGCAGCUUCUCAAGCGCUCACAGUUGGAUAGAAUUUUUCGUUUGCUAUGGGACAUGAUUCUUGCGAUUGUAGCGUUUCUCUUUGCCCUGUUCGGUAUUUUGGUUUCUUGGAUGGAUGGAAAACCGGCCGGUCCAGAAUCUGUAGGCUCUAAACUCUUCGAAGUCUCUCGAUUUGUUAGCUUCCCCUGCUCCGACACUCGCCCUCCUCAAUUAUCGUCAAAUCUCGCUGACAUCCUAUUUCCACCUGAAGGCACCCACUGUAUUCCCAGUUCUUUUUGCUGCUAUUGCCGGGAGCAGCAUCAAAAGUCUCGCAUCGUGGCGCAUUCAAACCACCGGAGGAGCAACGAUCGGGCUAGUAGAGCAGUGCCUUGGCAGCCAGACCAUUACAGGAGCCUUUCUCACUCAGAUUAG